Messenger RNA from Zingiber officinale, 1107 nucleotides. Its product is annotated as CASP-like protein 5B3. The record is from RefSeq and is a predicted model, not a curated record. Gene Ontology annotation, cellular component: membrane. The coding region runs from base 450 to 914 and encodes 154 amino acids. The transcript is spliced from 3 exons. NCBI's taxonomy places the organism in Eukaryota, Viridiplantae, Streptophyta, Magnoliopsida, Zingiberales, Zingiberaceae.
UCUCUGCUUUGUUCUUAAUCCAAAGAAGCCAAGCAGAAGCGUCCAAAGGAGGCAGGUGAUGAUGGAGAAUCAUAUCCUAAUCCAUGCUUUACGAAGCAAGCGAUCGGGCGAACAGGUGGUGCUCAUCCAUUCCUCGAGCUUCUUCCAACCAAUCCCCCUCUAAUCCCUCAAUUUUUCACUUUCUUGAGUCUUGAGUUCCGAUUUUGGUUUCUGAGAAGCCAAGAAAAUCUAGGGUUUGGAAUUGUAGGAGGGAGCCAUGUGCCGGGGCAUAGGGUUUAAUCGCAGUGCCAUAUUUUUCGCCUCGAUCCGCCUCUUGGCGCCCUACAUUUGAGCGAGAAUAGCCGGAAAGUUAGGGCCUUUGGGCUGGAAUCAGCCGCCGGAGUUUAGUUGAGCUGGGGAUUUGAUUAUAUUACAGAUCGGAGGAGGAGGAGGAGGAGGAGGAGGAGGAGAUGAAGGUGGUGGUGGGGAGCCCUGGAACUUGGAGUGGGCUGCUGCUGAGGACUGGGCAAUGUGCCUUUGCUGGUGCUUCCAUUGCAGUGAUGCUCUCCGCUUAUGGAUUCUCCAACUACACUGCUUUCUGCUACUUAAUCGCUUCAAUGGGACUGCAAACUUUGUGGAGCUUUGGACUCUUAUGUCUUGAUGUAUUUGCAUUGAAAUCUAAACGAGAUCUGCACAAUCCCUUGCUAAUAAGCUUGUUUGUGGUGGGUGAUUGGGUGACAGCAACACUCUCACUUGCCGCUGCAUGUUCUUCAGCAGGCGUGCUUGUUUUGUUUAUGAGGGAUGUAGGUUUUUGCCGAAAGUAUCCUCAGUUAUCAUGUGGUCGAUUUGAGACCUCCAUUUCAAUGGCGUUCGUCACGUGGUUCUUAGUUGCCAAAUCCUCUCUUGCGAUGUUUUGGAUCUUGGCAUCGGUUUGAUCAUACUUGUAUAUGUUUACCUUGUUAUGCAAGCUUCGGGAAGUCAGGAGACGACUGUCAUGGCGUUCGAUUUCAUACCUUUCGUGUUCUUGUCUGGAGGAUUGCUAGGAAAUGCUUGGGUUCUUAACUUUCUCAAGUUGUAUAAGAAUAUUGUUCUUCAUGAGUUGGCCAAUAAAGUCAAUCUCUUCUAAAA